GCUCUUCUUCUUUUCUCCCCAACAAGCCCCUCCCCAGCUGCCGACUUCCUCCUUGAAAAUUGGUGACAAAGCUUGGAUAUUUUCCCCUCUUUCUUGUGCAAGAACAAGCGGUGGGACUUAGAACCCUCCCUCUAAAGCUGGAAACUGCCGAUCUGCUCUGUUCUUCCUUCUCGUCGGCAAGCUGUUGUGGGUGUGUGGGUGUGAAAUUUUGGGUCUUUUCAGUAAGAAGUAACCCUGAAACUCCUCUCUUUAACCUUGAUUUAUGUUGGGUUCACCCUAACCUGGUUUGUUCUUCCAAUUUUGGGUUAAUUCCGUGAGUUCCCCUGCAGAAUUGCCGACGGCCUCUUCCCCCUGCCAGGUCCGAUUCUGCAGCUAGAAAAAUUCUAGUAUGAUGGCCACUCCUCUAAGUCCGAAUUACCCACUUAAUUGCUGCUUGUUGAAGUUUAAUCCACUUAGUGCUACCCUUGUGCUGUCCGAAAAUUAUGUUGGAAGAUAGGAGAAUUUUGAUAGGUUUAAAUGGUGUUUUUUGUUUAAUUUAAGUAGAGAUUAGCUUAAUUUGGUUGCUGUGAAUUUUAUAGAGAAAAAUCCCCAUGACUUAGCCAUUUUUGGCCAAAGCCGUGGGUCUCCAUGUUCUUAUCCGUGAGAUUGGACAAUU
Messenger RNA from Rubroshorea leprosula, 655 nucleotides. The record is from the annotation of a GenBank genome assembly. Lineage: Eukaryota; Viridiplantae; Streptophyta; Magnoliopsida; Malvales; Dipterocarpaceae.